Molecule: messenger RNA, 439 nt
Organism: Canis lupus familiaris (dog)
Lineage: Eukaryota; Metazoa; Chordata; Mammalia; Carnivora; Canidae
Gene: RPRML
Product: reprimo like
Exons: 1
Coding region: 1-366 (121 amino acids)
Source: RefSeq, a predicted model, not a curated record
AUGAACGCGACCUUCCUGAACCACAGCGGCCUGGAGGCGGCCGGCGGCCUGGGCGGCGGCGGCGGCGGGGCCGCCCUGGGGAACCGCAGCCACGGGCUGGGCACGUGGCUGGGCUGCUGCCCGGGGGGCGCGCCGCUGGCCGCCAGCGACGGGGUCCCCGCGGGGCUGGCGCCCGACGAGCGCAGCCUGUGGGUGUCGCGCGUGGCGCAGAUCGCUGUGCUCUGCGUGCUGUCGCUCACCGUGGUCUUCGGCGUGUUCUUUCUGGGCUGCAACCUGCUCAUCAAGUCGGAGAGCAUGAUCAACUUUCUGGUGCAGGAGCGCCGGCCCUCCAAGGACGUUGGCGCCGCCAUCCUGGGGCUGUACUGAGGCCCCCCGCCCCCGGCCGCCGGCAGACGACGAGGGAGACCCGGACCCUCGUGCCCGGCACGGGCUGUGCCGC